Malaclemys terrapin pileata is the source of this 6725-nucleotide messenger RNA. It is a transcript of the gene EOGT, whose product is annotated as EGF domain specific O-linked N-acetylglucosamine transferase. The coding region runs from base 221 to 1804 and encodes 527 amino acids. The transcript has 16 exons. Gene Ontology annotation, molecular function: protein N-acetylglucosaminyltransferase activity. Gene Ontology annotation, cellular component: endoplasmic reticulum lumen. The record is from RefSeq and is a predicted model, not a curated record. NCBI's taxonomy places the organism in Eukaryota, Metazoa, Chordata, Testudines, Emydidae.
UUGGGGGUCUGGCACUUGGUAUCUCCCUCUCAGAGAUUGGGGAGGAUGUUAUUGAACUUGUAUUGGCUAUUGUAUAUUUGUAGGGUCUCUGCAGAGCAUUAACCCCCAUAGCUAGUCCCCCCUUCAGAGGCGAAGCUGGAGAAUCCUCUUCCAUUCUCCCUGUCCCACACUGGCCUGGACCUGCCCUGGUGUCAAAGAAAGGGCUGACUAGUUGGCUGCCAUGCUAAUGUUGCUUGCGUUUGGAGUGCUGCUUCAAGAAAUCCUAGCUAAUGCCCAAGAUGAAAAUCUUACUGAAAUCAAAAACAUUCCAGAAGUGCCAUUAUAUAGCUACAAAAGUAUCAAUGUACCAGAAGAGCAUAUUCCAUACUUUCUGCACAACAAUCGGCAUAUUGCCACAGUCUGUAAGCAGGACUCUCAUUGCCCAUAUAAAAAAUACUUGAAGAAUCUAAAAUCCUGCUGGGGCUAUGAGCGAUCCUGCAAGCCAGAAUUCAGGUUUGGUUACCCGGUGUGUGAUUAUGUUGAAACGGGAUGGGCCAAUGACAUUGAGACAGCUCAGCAGAUAUUCUGGAAACAAGCUGACUUUGGUUAUGUUAAAGAGAGGCUGGAUGAAAUGAAAACCCACUGCAAGCCUAUAGCAAAGGGUGAUUCAUCUCUGGCCUGCUCACAGUACCUCCAGCAUUGUAGAGCGACAAACUUGUACAUUGAUUUAAGAACCACAAAGCGAAACCAUGACAGAUUCAAGGAAGACUUUCUCCAGAAAGGAGAGAUCGGAGGUCAUUGUAACUUUGACAGUCAAGCCUUCUUGGCUGAAGGUCAGCGCAAGAGCCCUCUGCAGUCUUGGUUUGCCGAACUCCAGACAUAUACUCCACUAAGCUUCAGACCCAUAGAAGAUGGCAAAUGUGACAUUAUUAUUGAAAAGCCAACUUACUUCAUGAAAUUAGAUGCAGGUGUUAAUAUGUAUCAUCACUUCUGUGACUUUGUCAAUCUUUAUAUCACUCAGCAUAUUAACAAUUCAUUCAGCACAGAUGUCAACAUUGUCAUGUGGGACACUAGCUCGUAUGGCUAUGGUGAUUUGUUCAGUGAGACCUGGAAGGCAUUUACUGACUAUCACAUAAUACACUUGAAAACAUAUGACUCUAAAAGGGUAUGCUUUAAAGAAGCAGUGUUUUCAUUAUUGCCUCGAAUGCGAUAUGGCUUAUUUUACAAUACACCACUGAUCUCUGGCUGUCAUGGUACAGGAUUAUUUAGAGCAUUUUCCCAGCAUGUGUUACACAGAUUAAAUAUCACACAAGAAGGACCCAAGGAUGGAAAAAUUCAUGUCACAAUACUUGAACGCAGUACAAACUACCGGAAAAUAUUGAACCAGAAUGAGCUUGUGAAUGCUUUGAAAACAGUAUCGGCGUUUGAGGUCAAAGUAGUAGAUUACAAGUACAAGGACCUUGAAUUUUCAGAGCAAUUGAAAAUCACACAUAACUCUGAUAUAUUCAUUGGAAUGCAUGGAGCUGGCCUUACCCAUUUACUCUUUCUGCCAGACUGGGCUGUUGUCUUUGAACUAUACAACUGUGAGGAUGAACGCUGCUACCUAGAUUUAGCAAGGCUGCGAGGCAUCCGUUACAUUACCUGGCAAAAAAAGAACAAAGUGUUCCCUCAAGAUCAGGGACACCACCCAACACUGGGAGAACAUCCAAAGUUUACUAACUACUCAUUUGAUGUGGAAGAAUUUAUCAACCUUGUGCUUUUGGCUGCCGAUCAUGUGUCACAACAUUCCAAGUGGCCGUUUAGGGUAAAACAUGAUGAAUUCUAGGCCAAAUUUCAGGUUUAAAGAUGAUUUUAAGCAACAUUUCAUUAAAAUGUGUUAAAAUAGAUAAAAAUCCAUGCUGGUAUAAAACUUACAAACUUCUAGAAGGAAAAAAAUCCCCCUAUUAAAAACACUCCCAUAGCUUUUUACUGUAUUUUCAUAUUCUCUCUUCAGUUCUAAAUUUUAUUCUAGGAGUCUUUUGUUGAUGACUUCUAUUUAUCAAGAUUAUUUUUUGCACUAGUUGUUUGCAUUGCUAAUUCUCACUACUUGACUUUUUUGUAUAAAGAUUUGUCCAUCCAUUUCAUGUUAUAUUUGUCUCAUGUAUGAAUUGUCCUCUUGUAGCAAGCUGUGCCCAAUUGGAGAGAGGAGAGGUGGGUUGUGUGGGGUGUGGAAGGAUUAAUACAGAACUAUUUCUCAAGUUGGUCAUGGUAUGAAUGACGUAUGUAUUGAAGUGUAAUAAGGGAAACAGUUCUCCCGUCCUUCCUCUAGUCUUUGGUCUUGAAGCUUCUAUGCUGCAGUACUGUACGUGCAAAUAAAAUAUCUGGGUUUUUAAGAUAAAAACCUAAACCUUCCAAAGUUAGCAAUAGUUUGUGUUAAUCCUGUGGCUCUCCCGACUCCUCCAAAAAUUACAAUUAUAAAAAGCACCAGCUCUGACAAAGGUCCCUGUUUGGGUUAGGUCAGGUCUUAUGUAAGAAAUCUUUCUUAAUCAUAUAUUGAGGUAGUUCAGAUAAUUCCAGGUAUUUCUAAUUUUGUUCACAAACACAUCUCUUCUGUGGCAGAAAACUUGAUAGUUUAAACAGUAUUAUAUAUACUCUCUUUGAGAAGGUUUAAAGGAAUUGACUGCUUUUUCUGGCAAAAAUGAUAGGAUGAUGUAGGCCUCUCCAACUAAAUUGAGAUAUAACUAAAUCAUGAAAGGAAUAUUGUUGUUCUAGGCAAUAAAAGCCUGAUCCCCAGGGGGACUGACUUCAAUAGGAUCAGGCCCCGUGAAUGGGCGUUUCAAAAGUGCUCUGUUUUGAUCUAGCUCAGCUCCCAUUAAAGUCAGUCGGAGAUUUGCCAUUGACUUCAGCGAAGGCAGAGCUAGGCCCGUGCUGAGUAUGUUCGAAAAUUCCACUCUAAGGGUGAAAUCCUGACCCUGUUGAAUUCAGAGGGAACCCUCUCAUUGACUUCAGUAACGCCAGGAUGAUGUGUAAAAGACUCGUAUAAAUAUCUGAAGAUUGAGUUCAAGAAGACGAAGGGCAGAGUUCCAUGUUAUAUAUACUGUGGAUUUUUGAGAAUGAAUUCCAUGACAUUCCUGCAUUAUAAUGGUACAGUGUCUCAGUUGCCUGAGGCAGAAGAUAUAUUUGUAUGCAAAAGCAAGAACGUAUUACGUUAAGUGUAAACACUUGAGUGGUAUAAUUUUAGAUAUUAUUGACUUCCAUUCUGUAACAAUCAUAGUCAAUUUCACAGAGUGUAGGCAUAUUUACUGUCCUGCCUAUAAUGGUAAAGAUAAAUUACUGUAAGUAUAACUUGCCUAUAGAUCUCUCAUGACCUUAAACAGUGUAUAGGAGAGCUAGAGAUCUAAACCAGAAUGCAUUAAGAUAUUUGGUUCAGUUCUUCGAGCAGGAUAUUGGGGAACUGACAGAUAAAGCUCUUUCACUUUAAAGGAACCGUAUAAGCAAAAUUGCACUUCUUGACAUGAAAAAAAUGCCUUUUAAAAUACAAAUAUCUGAGAAAGAGUUCUUGCAUUUGUGUGUGUUACCUCAUUUUUUUUAAAAAAAGAAAAAUGUAUAAAAGAAAUAUAAGCUAGUAAAUGUGUACUGAGAAUUUAAAAUAUUGUAAGACUAAGAAAAACAUUAACUAUGAAAUGUGCACAGAUAUAUUUGAUAAAGCCAUAAUUUUAUAUAAAAAGCACAAUGCAUUGCAAAACGGAAGAAUCACUAUUUUGCCUGGGCUUGAGGAGGAGGUAUUUCAUGUGUCUAGCUGUCUAUAUAGUGCCUUUUCUUAUUGUGACAAAGGCCAGGUGAUUUGCUGAGCUCUGCCAUGAUUGGCGAAUUUCAAUAUCUGGUUGUGUCUAUACCUAAGUGUUGAAGGGUUGAUUGAUUGUAUACUAAUGUGGUUCUGGGUGAAUUAAUAAAUUGUUGGUUGUCAAGAAUAAGCAAGUGUCCUGAUUUGAGAAACAUUGUUCAAGUUAAAAUUGACCUGAAAAGAACCCAGCUUUAAAAUUAGUAAGUUAAUGUCCUGGACUCAAUUAAAAAAAAAAAAAAAAGGGGGGGGGUAAUCCUAUUAGAUUCCAUUCUAUAUUGACUACAGCACUUACCCAGUUGGCAAAUUCAUAAAAAUUGACCCCCUUUCAUACUUACAUAAUUAUGCCUAGUUUAUUCCUGGAUGGUGCAUGUGCUUGGAUUGACAGGUCCAAGGUCUGACCUUUGAUGAUUGUCAGAGGACAUCCGGGUAUACUGCAUAAAGCCGUAAUCCUGCAAAGGCUUAAGCAUAUGCUUAACUUUAUGCAUUUCAAGUAGUGCCUGUGAUGUCAAUGGGAAUACUCUCAGGGUACAGCUACGCGGCAGCUGGAAAGUGUCAUUCUAGCUUGGGUGACAUGCACCCAUUAAUUCCACUCAAACAAGCACUGAAAAGACAUAGCCAUAAAACCCAAAGGAGGGCAAGGUCUCAAGGAGGAAGGAGCGAUAAAGAGUUUGAAGGCUGUGGAAAGAUCAAAGAGAAUGAGAACAGUAAAGACGCCAAGCCUUAGCUAGGAAGAGAGGAUGUUUGAGGCCUUGAUGAGCAUGUUGCUCUGUGGAUCCAGGAGUGGGAGGAAAGGAGAAGAUGAUGCAGACAUAAAUUGCCCAUGCAAGGCGCUAUUGUGUCAAGAGUAAAAGGGUGCAUGGGUGGAUUUCUGAGGAUAGGAGAAAUUAGAUAAUGUUUGUGCACAGAGGAAAUAGAGCCAGAAGAGAAGGACAAGGUAGGUGCAACUAGGGUGACCAGAUGCUAACUGGAAAAUAUCGGGACCGCCACGGUGGGGGGCACCUUUUUAAUUGUUACACUCACCUGUCCGGGUCUUUGGUGGCACUUCAGCGGAGGGUCCUUCAGUCGCUGACGGUCUUCGGUGGCAUUUCGGCGGCGGGUAAUAAACCUUGCCACCAAAGACAGAAGCACCCGCCGCCGAAGACUGUCAGCGAUUGAAGGACCCUCCGCCAAAUUGCCGCCAAAGACCCAGACGGGUGAGUGUAAAAGAAAACGCCCGAAACAAAAUAUUGGGACAAAUGGCAUCCUGACCGUACUUCAGUCGGGACGCGGGACAAACUCCUAAAAAUCAGGACAGUCCCAAUUUUAUCGGGACAUCUGGUCACCGUAGGUGCAACAGAGAUCAAUCACCAAAUGGGGAAUGAGGUGAAGGGACUGGAAGUGGACAGUAGGUGGCAGACUUCAAAAUUGGUGGUAGAAUAAAGAACAGGGGAGAGUGCCCGGACAAUGGUCAGAAUGGACCUUGUUGCCCUCCCUAAAAAGGUUGCCUACUGUAUUUUGGUAGAAUGCGUUGACAUUUUUCAAAUGUUUUGUAGAAAGUCUUUUUUUUUUUUUUGGUGAUGAAAAUAUACACACCUGUUAAAUUUCAAUUUUCCAUGUUUUUGGAUUAAACAAAACAAAGUAAUAGGUAUUGAUUUUUUCUCUUCUCCCACCCCUUCUUCCUUUUCUCCUCUUUUCAGUGGCAAUCUGGGAGCAGAGUGUGAGGGUGGAGGGAGGAGAGAGGAAAGGGAGGAAGGAAGGGGAGCACAAAUGAGACCCCCUCCCCACAAAUGAAACUUAAUUUUUUUAAAAUGAAAUGUUCAUGAAAAAAAUUAAAAUACAUCUUUUUUUCAAAAUUUGUGGUAUGAAAAUUAUUUUGAAUUUUCUUCCCCCCAGCUCUAUCUUUAGGCAGUAGAAUGAAUAAGAACUGUUUGAGACCAGAAUAUUAUAGACUGGGGUGGGCAAACUUUUUGGCCUGAGGCCACAUCGGCAUUGCGAAACUGUAUAGAGGGCCUAUCCAACUCCCCUUGUCCCCUGGCUGCCCUGACCCCUAUCCACACCCCCACCCCUAACUGCCCCCCGGGAUCACACGCCCUAUCCAACCCCCCCUGCUCCCUGUCCCCUGACCACCACCCCCAAACCUUCGCCCCAUCCAACCAUCCCCUGCUCCCUGUCCCAUGACUGUCCCCCGGGAGCUCCUGCCCAUUGUCCAGCCCGGCCCCCUUACCAUGCUGCUCAGAGCAGCAGGCGCUCACAGCCCUGCCACCUGGCUGGAGCCGCCCGCGCUGCCCGGCAGGAGCGGUGGGACAGAGCGCUGGUGGCGUAGCGGGGGACAGGGGCUAGCCUCCCUGGUCGGCAGCUCAGGGGUCUGGCAGGACGGGUCCGCGGGCUGUAAUUUGCUCACCUCUGUUACAGACAAAUGAUUUAAUGAGUUAUGAGGGUAGUGUGAAAAGUCACCUGUUUUUGAAGUUGAUAUAUGUUCUGCCAUCAUAAUAUUCCAUGAUCUUUUGAGUUCAACCUUAUAUUGCUGUAGAGUGCCAGUGAUCCAGUUUUAAUAUUCUGUGAUCUAGUUUUCCAUUCGUAGAUUCUAUUCAUUUGAUUAUGUUGUGUUCAAACUGUUUUAAUUUUUGAAACCAAGCAUAACUCAAAAUAAUGAAUGUUGUAACAUUUUUGCUUUAAGCAAGUAGGUGGGUUUUUCAGAGGUCUGCAGUAAUCCUGCUGACCUGCACUCAUUAUAAAUCUAUUUUACUUUUGUCCUCAAGCAGACUUUUGAUUUCCAUAUAGUUCCAGAGGAGAGUGCUUGCUUCGGAAUGCACUACAGCACUAGAUGGCACUAGAACGCUUUCAAAUGUCUCGUAUGAUUGUGGCUUUUUAAAUGGAAUCUCAUUAUAAAUGCAAAGAAUUGGCUCAGAGACGAAUACAAUAAAGCUACUCCUAUAGAUGAUGA